Talaromyces proteolyticus is the source of this 1416-nucleotide messenger RNA. RefSeq names its product arginine-tRNA-protein transferase 1. The coding region runs from base 1 to 1416 and encodes 471 amino acids. NCBI's taxonomy places the organism in Eukaryota, Fungi, Ascomycota, Eurotiomycetes, Eurotiales, Trichocomaceae. The record is from RefSeq and is a predicted model, not a curated record. Gene Ontology annotation, molecular function: arginyl-tRNA--protein transferase activity. Gene Ontology annotation, cellular component: cytoplasm. Gene Ontology annotation, biological process: protein arginylation. The transcript has 10 exons.
AUGGACGCCGAGACGGCCAGGUCGCUCUCACUCUUCAGGCCUCUAGUCGGAGUUUUGCACAGGGCCUCGUGCCGAAUCCACUGGUUCGCACCGUGCCAAUCGUCCGGCGGUAUUGGCGAUACGAAGGGUGAACUGAACUGCACGCUGACUCGGACCGCUCUUGUAGGCUACCAGCGCAACUCGUGUGGCUACUGCAAAUCCGACAACGGCAGCGCCUCGUACUAUGCUAGCUCUGUCGCCGUGCGGCCGGAGCAUUAUGAGAUCCUCGUCCGCCGCGGAUGGCGCAGAUCAGGUACCUUGUAUUACAAGCAGAACCUGCAGCGAUCAUGUUGUCCCCAUUACACGAUGAGGCUGGAGGCAUCCGAGUUCAAGGCCAGGCGCGAUCAACGCAAAGCCAUCAAUCGCUGGAAUAAGUAUGUGCUGGGCCAGGAGUAUAUUCAAAAAGUUGCCAUGCUGGCCCCGAAGAGUCGAGAUGAGAAAAAACGAGCAAAGCAAGAAUUUGACCUCGUGAAAGCCGUCCACGCAUCAGAGUAUUCUUCUUUACAACGCCCGCUCGACCCCAAGACCAAGCGACCCAUCGAGCCCGCCCAUAAAUUCGAGGUGACAAUCGAGGGCGACUCUGUAUCACAGAGAAAGUUCGAUGUGUUUCUUAAAUACCAGAAGGCGGUGCACAACGAGUCGACCGACCGAUGGAAGACAGCAGACUUCAAACGUUUUCUCUGUUCAGGCCUGAAACGCAAUGACCCCAAGCAGGGCUCUGACGAGAAGAAGCUCGGGUCUUGGCACCAAUGCUACCGUUUGGACGGCCGCCUCAUUGCUGUUGCUGUGCUGGAUCUAUUGCCGGACGGCGUCAGCUCAGUAUAUUUAUUCUAUGACCCGGAAUUUGGCGACUGGGAGUUUGGAAAACUGAGUGCAUUACGUGAAAUCGCAUUGGCUACGGAGCAGAAGUACAAAUAUUACUACAUGGGUUACUACAUCCACUCAUGCCAGAAAAUGCGGUACAAGGCCCUCUACAGACCGCAGUACAUACUUGACCCGGAAAGCAUGACCUGGGAUCCCCUUGACGGCGAAUUGUGUCAAAAACUCGACAAACGCAGUUAUGUCUCUCUCUCGCACGACCGCACUCACCCAGACGAGAAAAAAGACGACCUCCCCGAACUGGAUAAUGAAGAAGAACUGUCCCUUUUUGAUAUUGACAUGCCCGGCGUUAUGACGGCCACCGAAGUGUUAUCCAAGAUAGACCUUGACCAUUGGCUGCUGCUUGUGCAUGGUACAUUCGUGCAUAUGAUUGAUUUAGUAGGAUGGGAGGAUGCUGACAUCAAGGAUGCACAAAGUGUCAAGGGGAUUGUGGGCGAGCUGGCGGCGGUGCUGGGGGAAGAGGUUGUGCGGAACAGCGGGUGUGUGCUUUUUGACUAG